UCCAAACAAGUCUGUGGAGGCCAGACAGGCUCCAAUUGAUUCCCAGCAGUCUCUGCGCUUCCUCUCUCGCUAGGUUCCAUCAUGGCGGACGUGGUGCGGCAACAGGAGCAAGAGAAAAAAUCUGAGCAAGAAAAACACGUGAACGGGGAGCUGGAACCCGAAGAUAAGGAAGAGGCAGAUACGACAGAGGAAGCAGCAAAGAAGAAGAAGAAAAAGAAGAAGAAAAACAAGUCUGCUGCCUCUGCAGGAAAUAAUGAAAAUGAGAGUAAUGCCAAUGCUGCUGGUUUUGACAAAGUGACAGAUCAACUGGAGAAACAAGCCCUGGAAGACAAAGAGAAGGAUGAGGAAGGAGAGGAAGAUGGAGAUGAAGGAGAAAAUUCUGCUGGGAAGAAGAAAAAGAAGAAGAAAAAGAAAAAAGGAUCAAAGGUUCAGACUGAUCCACCUUCAGUUCCAAUCUGUGACCUCUACCCAAGUGGAGUCUUUACAAAGGGACAAGAAUGUGAAUAUCCAUCUACGCAAGACGGACGAAGUGCUGCCUGGCGCAUGACCAAUGAGGAAAAGAAAGUAUUGGAUAAAGCCAAUGAAGAGGUUUGGAGUGAUUUCAGACAAGCAGCUGAGGCUCAUAGACAAGUAAGGAAGUACGUCUCAAGCUGGAUCAAACCUGGAAUGACCAUGAUUGAGAUCUGUGAAAAGCUGGAAGACUGUUCCAGAAAACUGAUCAAAGAGAAUGGUUUACAUGCAGGCCUGGCAUUUCCAACUGGCUGUUCUCUGAAUAACUGUGCUGCUCACUAUACACCCAAUGCUGGAGACACGACAGUUUUGCAGUAUGAUGAUGUCUGUAAAAUAGACUUCGGAACGCACAUCAAUGGUCGCAUCAUUGAUUGUGCUUUUACUGUAACGUUCAAUCCAAAGUAUGAUAAGCUUCUUGAAGCUGUGAAAGAUGCCACCAAUACUGGAAUCAAGUGCGCUGGGAUAGAUGUCCGCCUUUGUGAUGUUGGUGAAGCUAUACAGGAAGUCAUGGAAUCCUAUGAGGUUGAACUUGAUGGAAAAACAUAUCAAGUGAAGCCAAUACGUAACUUAAAUGGGCACUCCAUUGGACAGUACAGGAUACAUGCUGGCAAAACUGUUCCCAUUGUCAAAGGAGGAGAAGCAACACGAAUGGAGGAAGGAGAAGUUUAUGCCAUAGAGACUUUUGGCAGCACAGGAAAGGGGGUCGUUCAUGAUGACAUGGAAUGUUCGCAUUACAUGAAGAAUUUUGAUGUUGGACAUGUGCCAAUCAGGCUACCCAGGGCUAAACACAUGCUGAAUGUAGUCAAUGAACAUUUUGGCACGCUGGCUUUUUGCCGCAGAUGGUUGGAUCGCCUGGGAGAGACAAAAUACUUAAUGGCUCUGAAGAACCUUUGUGACUUGGGUAUAGUGGAUCCAUACCCUCCACUCUGUGACACUAAAGGCUCCUACACAGCACAGUUUGAGCACACCAUCCUGUUACGCCCCACUUGCAAAGAAGUGGUGAGCCGCGGAGAUGAUUAUUAAGCUCUGCAAUUUCUUUUGUUUCUUUAUUUUUUUUUCCUGGCAAGCUUUAUCCUUUCUCACUUUGCUUUGGCAGAAACUAAUUAAUCAAUUAAUCUGAAGCUCUGUGUCUGUCUAAGCAGGGGACUUGUAUCAUAUCUGCCAUGUUUUGAAAUGGAUGGGAAAUAAUUGAAAACAACGUUAGUUUGUCGCCUUUUGUAUAUUUGUUUUUCUUUAUUUUAAAGCUUUCUUAAUCUAGAAAUGAUGAAUGUAUGCACAUUCUUUUGCUGAUUAUAACACCUAUAUCCAGUGUAGGAUUGCCUUUUGAAUUUUCCUGAAAGUUUUUUUUUUUUUGUAAAAAUAAAGAUGAAACUCAAAUCUGA
Acipenser ruthenus (sterlet) is the source of this 1892-nucleotide messenger RNA. Its product is annotated as methionine aminopeptidase 2-like. Gene Ontology annotation, molecular function: metalloaminopeptidase activity. NCBI's taxonomy places the organism in Eukaryota, Metazoa, Chordata, Actinopteri, Acipenseriformes, Acipenseridae. Gene Ontology annotation, biological process: proteolysis. The record is from RefSeq and is a predicted model, not a curated record. The transcript is spliced from 11 exons. Bases 82 to 1533 code for a protein of 483 amino acids.